Molecule: messenger RNA, 963 nt
Organism: Lodderomyces theae
Lineage: Eukaryota; Fungi; Ascomycota; Pichiomycetes; Serinales; Debaryomycetaceae
Gene: CDC21
Product: thymidylate synthase
Exons: 1
Coding region: 1-963 (320 amino acids)
Biological process (GO): dTMP biosynthetic process
Cellular component (GO): mitochondrion; cytosol
Molecular function (GO): thymidylate synthase activity
Source: RefSeq, a predicted model, not a curated record
AUGACAAUCCCUAUCAACGCAGCAGAACAGGCUUACUUAGAUCUCUGUCAAAAAAUUAUUGACGAAGGUGAAUUUAGACCAGACAGAACAGGAACCGGUACCAAGUCACUUUUUGCCCCACCACAGUUGCGUUUUGAUUUGUCCAAUGACACCUUCCCUUUGCUCACUACUAAACGAGUCUUCUCCAAAGGCAUAAUCCAUGAACUUUUGUGGUUUAUUGCAGGCUCUACUGAUGCCAAAAUUUUGAGCGAAAAGGGUGUUAAAAUCUGGGAGGGUAAUGGUCUGCGAGAAUUUUUAGAUAACUUGGGGUUGAACCAUCGUCGUGAAGGAGAUUUGGGGCCCGUUUAUGGAUUUCAAUGGAGACAUUUUGGAGCUAAGUAUCAAGACUGCGAUACUGACUACUCGGGACAAGGAUUUGAUCAAUUGCAAGAUGUCAUCAAAAAAUUAAAGACGAACCCUUACGAUCGAAGAAUAAUCAUGUCAGCUUGGAACCCACCUGACUUCCCAUUAAUGGCAUUACCUCCAUGUCACGUAUUUUGUCAGUUUUAUGUGAGUUUUCCAGCUGCUCACGGCCAACAAACUCCGGUUGCAAACACCACCAAACAAGCAAAAUCAUCGAGUAGACCGAAGUUGUCUUGCUUGUUGUAUCAGAGAUCAUGUGACAUGGGCUUAGGUGUUCCAUUCAACAUCGCAUCAUAUGCAUUGCUCACAAAAAUGAUUGCUCAUAUAGUAGACAUGGACUGUGGUGAGUUUAUUCAUACUCUAGGUGAUGCUCAUGUAUAUCUAGACCACAUCGAUGCAUUGAAAGAACAAAUGACAAGAAGUCCAAAGCGGUUUCCAAAAUUGGUUAUCAAGGAAGACAGAAAAGAAGAAAUCAAGACGAUUGAUGACUUUAGAUUUGAGGAUUUCGAGAUUAUUGGAUAUGAGCCUCAUCCUGCAAUCAAAAUGAAAAUGAGUGUCUAA